Molecule: messenger RNA, 909 nt
Organism: Nothoprocta perdicaria
Lineage: Eukaryota; Metazoa; Chordata; Aves; Tinamiformes; Tinamidae
Gene: RTN4RL2
Product: reticulon 4 receptor like 2
Exons: 3
Cellular component (GO): plasma membrane
Molecular function (GO): protein binding
Source: RefSeq, a predicted model, not a curated record
GCAGGCCGGCGGCUGGCGGCCCUGCUGCUGGCGGCGCUGGCGUGGGUGCCCGGCGCGGCGCCCGCCUGCCCCGCGCUCUGCACGUGCUACGUCUCGCCGCCCACCGUGAGCUGCCAGGCCAGCAACCUGUCGGCGGUGCCCGCGGGGCUGCCGCCCGGCGCCCGCCGCCUCUUCCUGCAGAACAACGUCAUCGCGGCGCUGCGGGCCGGCGCCUUCGGGCCCAGCACCGUCACCCUCUGGCUCUACUCCAACAACAUCUCCUCCAUCCAGCCGGGCACCUUCCGCCACCUGCCCGCCCUCGAGGAGCUCGACCUGGGCGACAACCCGCACCUGCGGGCCCUGGCGCCCGACACCUUCCACGGCCUGCGGCGCCUGCAGGCCCUGCACCUCUACCGGUGCCGCCUGGCCAGCCUGCCCAGCGCCAUCUUCCGCGGCCUCCACAGCCUCCAGUACCUCUACCUGCAGGAGAACGGGCUGCUCUACCUCCAGGACGACCUCUUUGCCGACCUGGCCAACCUGAGCCACCUCUUCCUGCACGGCAACCGGGUGCGGGCGCUGUCCGAGGGCGUCUUCCGCGGGCUGGCGAGCCUGGACCGCCUGCUGCUGCACGCCAACCGGCUGGCGGCCGUGCACCGGCGCGCCUUCCGCGGCCUCGCGCGCCUCACCAUCCUCUACCUGUUCAACAACAGCCUGGCGGCGCUGCCGGGGGACCCGCUGGCCGCGCUGCCCGCGCUGCAGUUCCUGCGCCUCAACGCCAACCCCUGGGCGUGCGACUGCCGCGCGCGCCCGCUCUGGGCCUGGUUCCGCCGCACGCGCGUCUCCAGCUCGCCCGUGCUCUGCGCCAGCCCGCCGCAGCGCCGCGCCCGGCCCCCCGGCCUGAAUGAAAGGGGCACCUGUUGCUGCGGGUAA